AUGCUAGCUCAACAUCUCUGGUUUCAUAUGACAAGUGACUUUUCCUCAGCUUCCGAGAUUGUAUCAUCCACAUUUUCCAAUAGUGCUAGGUCUAGCGUAUCCUCCUCCUCCUCUAAUACCAAUUUUGCAAUUGAGUCUUCACGUUUGUUCACUGAUGUCAGCUCAAGCUCUCUAAUUUCUUCAUCAUACACCGCAAGUGUCGCAAGUGAGUCUUCCUCGACAUCUGCAAUUGAAUCUUUGUUUUCUUCCACUGAUAUCAGCUCUACAUCUCUGGUUUCAUACACUACCAGUGUGUCAAGCGACUUUUCCUCAGCUUCUGAGAUUGCCCCAUCGCAUUCUUCUACUACGACCAAUGAGAACUCAGUUACUAUCACAACCCUUUCAUCAUACCCACCUUCAUCAUCAUUCAUUGCUUUAUCAUCACCAUUAGCUUCUUCAUCCUUGUCACCUUCCUUUAGUAUUGCAUGGGAUGACGCUACUGUCACCGUGACUAUAACCAGUAAGAAUGCCUCUUUUGUUACCCAACAUCUCACUCAUACUCCAACCACACAAUACAUUACAGAGACUACGUCGACUACAGAAACAGAGACCAACUCCUCUACCUAUACGUUACAUUCAUCCAUUGUAUCUGUCCCAUCCACUUUAUCUGAUCAGACAUCAUUUAAAGUUGCUUUAUCAAGCUCAGUGGAACAAUACUAUAGUGUAGAACCGACCACCUCAACAACAAUUACAACCUCAUUGGAAGCAUUGUCUUCAACGGUAGCUGAGCAAUCCAGUACUGUUGAACCAACCAUUUCAAGUACCAUAGAAUCGCAAUCAAUUACGUUUUCUUCAAGUUUUGAACCUUCCAGUAGUUCAGAAUUUACUACAUCAACUAUUCUUUCAAAAUCUUUUAGGGAUUCAUCUUCAAUAACUAACAAACAAAUUAGUAUUGUUAAUUCAACCUCUUCAAGUGCCAUGGUAUCAUCAUCUGAAGACUUACCCUCAACAAUGUUCGAAAAGUCCAGCUCUGAGAUGCCAACUUCUUCAAGUCGUUCGAGCUUAUCAAUAUCAUGGACCACUGAUAUGCCAGCUUCAAUUAAAACAGCAACAUUUGCCACUGAAUCUGCGCUAAACUCAAGGACUGGGGCAUCUGGGUUAUCUUUAUCCAGCAUUGCUUAUGAAGAUAUUACUACCACUGUAACGGUAACAAGUAUGAAUACCUCUGUUGUUACAAAUCAUGUAACUCAAACACCAAUAGUAGAUUAUAUUACAUUGACCACUUCAACAACGGAGACUGAUACCUUCACCCCAACCUAUGUUUUACGUUCAUCAAGUGUACUAUUAUCCUCCUCUUCAUUUGACACAAUGCUGAGACAAUCGUCAUCGUUGGUUAAAUCAUCGAGUACCAAUGAAUCAGUCACUUCAGUCGGGAGUUCCGCACCAAAAACGUCUAUUUUACAGCCAUCUUCUUCCGAACCAUCAACUUCUACUAUUGAGCCAUCAUCAUCUUCACCAGCAGCCUCAACUAUCAAGCACUCUUCUUCUGUAGAGUUAAUAUCUACCAUCAAGCCAUCAUCUUCUUUCCCAUUGUCGUUAUCUAUGACAUCAUCAACAAUAUCUGAUUCAUUCAGUAUCAAUUGGAAUGAUAUAACAGUCACAGUCACCGUAACGAACAUGGCUACUUCAGUUGUUACAAACCAUGUAUCUCACACACCCAUAGUGGAUUUAUUCACAGUAACCACCACUACAACAGAGACCGACACCGUCACCCCUACCUACGUUUUACACUCAUCAAGUCUACUUUUAUCCUCCUCUUCAUUUGACACAGUGUUGACACCUUCGCCAUACUUAGUUGAAUCAUCGAGCAGCAUCGAAUCAGUCACUUCAGUCGUAAGUUCUGAACUAUUGACCUCUACCCAUGAGUCAUCUUCUUCUGUGCCACCAAUUUCUACUACUUCAAUCGUCAGUUCUGCUAGACCCUUGUCUACUACUGAGCCAUUUUCUUCUUUUCCAGCAACGUCCUCUAUGUUAGCCUCAACAAUUUCUGAUUCAUUCAGUAUUAAUUGGAAUUAUAUCACAGCUACAGUUACCGUAACGAGUAUGAAUACAUCAGUUGUUACAAACCACAUAACUGCUACACCAAUUGUGGAGUUAAUUACAUUAACCACCACUACAACAGAAACCGAUACCAUCACCCCUACUUAUGUUUUACGUUCAUCAAAUGUAUUACUAUCCUCUGCUUCAUUGGAUCCAACCUUGACAUCAACGUCUAUAUUUCCUUCAUCAUCACUAACAUCGACGUCAAUGGUUUCCUCAUCGUCAAUAACAUCAAUGCCGAUGGUUUCUUCAUUAUCAAUAACAUCUUCAGUUAUAGUCGACUCAAUUAGCAUUGUUUGGAAUGAUAUAUCCAUCACUGUUACCAUAACGAAUAUGAAUAGGUCUGUUGCUACCGAUCAUGUUACUCCAACAUCUUUUGUAGAAUACAUUACCAUGACCACCACCACAAUCGAAACUGAAACUGUCACUCCUACGUUUGUUAUUCAUUCAUCAAGUGUGUCAUUAUCUUCUUCAGUACCAGACCCAACAUCGAUAUUAUUGUCAUCCUUUGUUGUCCCAUCUACUUCGAUUGAGUCCGUCAGUUCACCGAUCGCUACCACAUCAUUAGCCAUAGAAAACACUUCUACAUCAAUUGCUUCGUCAAGUUCUUCAUCUUCAAUCAUAGCACAGACUAUUUUUGGUUUAUCCAGCAUUGAUAUUGAUAAUGUCAGUACUACCGUCACUGUAACGAGCCUGAAUACAUCUGUUGCUACAAGUAAUGUAAGUCUAUCACCCAUUCUAGAAUUAGUUACAGCAACUACCACUACCACAACUGAGACUGAUACUAAAGAGCAGACCUCAACAUUCCUUGUUUCUAGUGAUCCAUUCUCCAGAGAUGAGCCUACUUCAUUAGGAAAUUAUCAGGAAAGUACUUCUUCAUGUUCCACCAUUGACCCAGUCUCUUCUAGACCAGAUUCAUCCACAAGUUUGAUUAUUUCUACUUUUUCUUUAGGUAGUACAUCUUCAGUCUCUUCUACCAUUGAUUCUGGCUCUUCUAAAUUAUAUUCAUCCAAGAGUGUGUCAUCCUCGACUUUUACUCCAAGUUCUUUGAUUUCAUCAUCUUCAUCCAAAAGUGUGUCUAUCCCAAUUUUUACACCAAUUUCCUCUAAUGUUGCCCCUUCAAGUGUUAAAGCUUCAUCUUUAAAAAAGCCUUACUCAUCAAGCCCUGUGAGAUAUCUUAACAGAACCAUCACAGAGACCAACCAAUUAACACAACAAGCCACAAUCACCAGUUGUUCUGGUGGAUGUUUGCCAGAGCUGACGUUAUUUACUAGCAUAGUGUCCACAGGGAAUAUUUCAGAGGAUCAAGGUCAAGAAACUACAACCAAUUCUAAAGAAUACAUUACCAAGAGUUCCAGCUCCUUGUUGGUUCCCGUUUCGGGCACUACUGUUCAGGAAACAGUUAUUGAUGAGAAGACAACUCUAAUUACCGUAACAAGUUGCAGUGGUGGAUGUACACGUACAUCUGGUUCUCCCAAUGUUAACAAUGAAAUCAUGAAUACACAAAUCACGUCUUCUUCCUUGACCUCACCAUCGACUGGUGCCAAUACAAAGGCUACAGCUUCCAUUACAAAUGUGGGUUCUCUUACCGCUGUGGCUACCUCUCACGGGACUUCUGCAGUGGAUAGUGGUAUCAAUUCAAAAAAUUCGAGUAGUCCACAGAUCACGGCUUCUCCAUCUAGUGAAAUUGAAAGCAAUGGAACUGUCCCAUCGGGUGUACAUGCAUCAACGCAAUCCAAUUCGAAUCAAUCCGUUAAGACGACCUCCUCGACAACACAAUCUCACGCUGAAGAUCACAUGUCCACUCUGGAAACAUCCAUGCAAACGACAAACUCCGCGACAGCCCAGACAACUACUGGUUUGGCCCAGAGUAACGGGGCCUCUCGUGCAUCCUAUAGUCUCCUUCACCUUGUGUGGCUAUUUGCAAGUCUCGCUUUUGCGAUCUAG
This is a messenger RNA of Naumovozyma castellii, 4026 nucleotides long. RefSeq lists its product as uncharacterized. The transcript has a single exon. The record is from RefSeq and is a predicted model, not a curated record. NCBI's taxonomy places the organism in Eukaryota, Fungi, Ascomycota, Saccharomycetes, Saccharomycetales, Saccharomycetaceae. Bases 1 to 4026 code for a protein of 1341 amino acids.